Etheostoma cragini (Arkansas darter) is the source of this 1401-nucleotide messenger RNA. RefSeq names its product pro-melanin-concentrating hormone (gene pmch). Gene Ontology annotation, biological process: behavior; chemical synaptic transmission. Gene Ontology annotation, molecular function: type 1 melanin-concentrating hormone receptor binding; melanin-concentrating hormone activity. The record is from RefSeq and is a predicted model, not a curated record. The coding region runs from base 841 to 1281 and encodes 146 amino acids. NCBI's taxonomy places the organism in Eukaryota, Metazoa, Chordata, Actinopteri, Perciformes, Percidae. The transcript has 3 exons.
UUUUCCGCUGUACUGCUCACAUUUUUUUGUAGCUGUGUUGAAAAAAAGUCAAAGCUCGGAUUAGAAAAUUGCCACGUCAUUUGCAUUUUUUCCCUUAUUGUCCAAUUGGAUGAAUCGAGAAGUGGGUCUCAUCUGUGGCUUUCAAUAAUAAAAAAUAAAACGCUUCAAGCUGCUCUUAUUGUUUAUUUAAAUUUUAGACUUUAGACCAAAAACGGCAGUGUUGUGUAACCUGCGAAGAGGUGCUCUGUCUGAUCGGGACUGUACUCAUCAUGCGUUUUGUCGUUGCAAUAGUCUGGUGUCUUGCUGCUUUCAUACGUGUAACUGACCUUUGUUGAUGGUCCAUCAUAGGAUUGUUUUCAGCCAUGUGCAGCCAUUGAUGCUAUUCACAGAAAUUGACUCACUAAGACCACCCAGUGGUCUCUGUCCUCUAACCUGCUGGGUUCAUUUCAGCAUGUGGAUUCUGAAGGAAAGGAUACAUAAUUAAUUCCCUGCACUUUGACCUCCUGUGAGCCAUCUUGAAACCACUCUGGGAUGUGGCGGAAAUUACAGCCCUCCAUGUGUCCCUUAUUUAUCCAUUUGAAUUCAUCACAUCUCCAAACAGACAAAAUAGAGCUAUUCACUUUCAUCUUUACAAAGGGAACAGCUUUCAAAAUUACGGUUGUGACCUUUGAACUUCCGGAGACCUUUGGCCGUUAUGAUGGAUGGACCCCUGCAGGAUACAUGAUAAUAAAGUACAUUUAACAGUUGUAAGUUGUAAGCAAAGUCCCUGAAUAUAUAAGACAGCUGAGAGCUGGGUCGCAACACUCAUUAGGUGAGAGAGAACUAAACAUUGUAGAUACCAUGAUUUCUGUCUACUCUGUCCUGUACACUCUGGUGCUGUUCUCUGAGCUGAGCAGCCACUUGGUCACUGUAGCCACGCCUGCCACUAAAGGAGACGAGGGCGCAAUGGAGCAAAACGGCCUGUUCCUGGGGGAUGAGUCCAUGACUGAGCCCGCUGGGGUUCCCCUCUCGUACAGACGAAACCUCCUGCUUGACACCAACGCGAGGGAUGAAGACGGAAGCCCCAAAAUCCUCAUUUUCUCAGACAUGGGGCUGAAAGGACACGGUAUUCGUGGGCUGAACCCGAACCCAGCCUUCACCCGGAGCCUUCCUCUGCUCACAGACCAAAGCUUGAGCUACACUCCUGCCGAGCACAGUUUGACCAUUGGUCGCCGAAACACUGACAAUGGCAUGCUGCGGUGUAUGAUAGGAAGAGUGUACCGACCCUGCUGGGUACAAUAGUACUGCCAAUCCUGCCCUGAAUGUGCUUUAAAAAUGUCCUUCUACUGUAUGUUAUCAUGAAAUGUAGAAAAUGAGUACACAAACAUGUAAAACCAAAUAAAAGUUUAUUAAAAGUCUGCA